ACCAAAUCAUACACUCUCUCAUUCAGUUGCUUAAACAGCAAAUAUUUCAUAUAAGCUUCAGUUUCAGUUUCACUUCAUUCAGGGUGGUGCAUUAAUUUACUACUCUUUUCUCGUAUAAGUACUAAAAAUGGAGGCACGUCGUUUAUGCAUGCUAGUGUUUGUGUUGUUUGCUUUGGCAUUUGAAAACGUUGUGCAUGGCCAAGGGACGCGUGUAGGAUUCUAUUCCACUACGUGUCCUCGAGCUGAGUCCAUUGUUAGGUCCACAGUUCAAUCCCACGUUAAGUCUGAUCCUACUUUGGCUCCUGGGUUGCUUAGGAUGCACUUCCAUGACUGCUUUGUGCAAGGCUGUGACGGUUCUGUGCUCAUUUCUGGUGAUGGCACUGAAAGAACAGCACUUGCAAACCUUGGCUUAAGAGGCUAUGAGGUUAUUGAUGAUGCGAAGACAAAGCUCGAGGCAGCGUGCCCUGGUGUUGUGUCUUGUGCUGACAUUGUUGCCCUUGCUGCUCGUGAUUCCGUUGUUUUGAGUGGAGGACUGAGUUGGCAAGUGCCAACUGGUCGUAGAGAUGGCCGCGUGUCACAGGCUUCAGAUGUGAAUAACUUGCCUGCCCCUUUUGACUCUGUUGAUGUCCAAGAACAAAAGUUCGCAGACAAGGGCCUUAACACUCAAGACCUUGUCACUCUUGUUGGUGCACAUACCAUUGGUACAACAGCAUGCCAAUUCUUCAGUAACAGAUUGUACAACUUCACUGCAAAUGGUCCCGACUCUUCCGUGGACCCUUCAUUUCUUCCCCAACUAAGAGCACUUUGCCCGCAAAACAGUGGCGCUACGAACCGAGUUGCACUAGAUACCGGUAGUCAAAGCAAAUUUGAUACAUCUUACUUUACUAAUUUGAAGAAUGGUCGUGGAAUUCUGCAGUCUGAUCAAGCGCUUUGGAGUGAUGCUUCUACUAAGACCUUUGUACAAAGGUACUUGGGCUUAAGAGGCUUGCUUGGAUUAACAUUCAACGUGGAAUUUGGAAAGUCUAUGGUGAAGAUGAGCAACAUUGGUGUUAAGACGGGUGCUGAUGGUGAAAUUCGCAAGAUAUGUUCCGCUGUUAACUAAAUAAGUAGCCAGUUAAAGCAAAUAAUGGCCUAAAUUGAAAGUGGGUUUCUUUGUUUCUGUUGGCAUAAUUUGCCGCUGAAGUGUAUGAUAUGCAGUUGUGCUUUGAUUUUUCUUUUUCUUUGUUCUAACGAAAUAUUUUGAAAGUGUAAAAGUUACGGAAAUUUUCAGGGAAUAAAUAUUCUUUUUCUUGUUUUGGGC
This is a messenger RNA of Abrus precatorius (Indian licorice), 1300 nucleotides long. RefSeq names its product cationic peroxidase 2-like. Gene Ontology annotation, biological process: response to oxidative stress; hydrogen peroxide catabolic process. Lineage: Eukaryota; Viridiplantae; Streptophyta; Magnoliopsida; Fabales; Fabaceae. Gene Ontology annotation, cellular component: plant-type cell wall; plasmodesma. The record is from RefSeq and is a predicted model, not a curated record. Gene Ontology annotation, molecular function: heme binding; peroxidase activity. Bases 128 to 1102 code for a protein of 324 amino acids. The transcript has 3 exons.